GCCCAGAGAAGUUUGUUAAAUGGGGUAAAAAUGAGUGAGGUCAGGUAGUAUUUAACAUGGCUUCUUCGUGUAUUCCUUAAAGCUGUAUCUCGGCAUGGAAAUGUGUUUAUAAGUAGUGAAGUUAAAUCCUAGAUAAAUCGAUCUCAGGAGACUAAAUUACACCAAAAACUAUACAUCAUUAGUAUAUAUAGUUUUUGAGCUAUCCCGGAAGUACGUGCUUCGCUGUCUGAUGCAUACAAAACAUAUGCAUUGAGUUCAACGUUAUCUUAAUAUUAUCUUAAAAACUUAUCUCAGUACUCUUUGGCAGAAGAAAGGUUGUUUAUCGCGAAAAACCUUCAUCGCAUUGAUUCAGCUUACUAAGCUACACAAAAAUUCGCAUAAAUUUAAGUUUUGUCUUAAACUACACAGGCUCGAUUUGCUGUUCCCCUGCAGUAGUCGCCGUAAGCUGCUAUAAUAUUUUACACCGAUCGAAUAACCACGUUUCAUUCGAUUCUGAGUUAUUGGAUAAUGGAAAAGAAAUUUUCUACACUACACAAUAAUCUGGGAGACAACUAUGAAGGAACAGCGUGUUCUCAUAACUCACUCGUUGCGUUAGAAACAGGGCACUAUACGCGAUAUUUUUAAUAGAAGAGAACAAUGAUAAGGGUUUAGUUUGCGAGAGAUAUGGGCUGUUUUUCAUAUAUAUACCGAGACAUAGGAGAAACGAAAAAAUAGUAUCGUCGUAAUGUUUCCCAUCUCAAAUUCUGUACCAAAAUAGAAGGAAAAAAAGCCAGAUGCAAGUGUAUACAAGCUUACCUAACUAAAACUGAAACAAUCUUCAACCAAUAAAGAUAAAACAAUAAUGUCAUUCUCAUUGUUUGACGAAGUUAGUAAGUUAGGAUGUUACUGUUGCAAUUCAUUCUAUAUUACAAUAAUUCCAAGACCGGUUUUGCAUGUUACCGUUUGUCAUGGUGGAAUAAAAAACGUUUAUGGAAUAAAACUCGCAUUUAGAAAAUUAUAAAUGAUAGCUGGCGUUUCGUGUUAAACCUUAAAUGUAGAGGUAGUGGGUUUUUCUAUUUCAUACCAUUUGAUGACUAUCUAAAAGCGUCUAUUAAUAUUUUUGGUAUAUAGAUUCACAUCAAUUAAUGGCAAAUGUGGAUAACUCUUUGCGGCACGAAACGGUCCAAAUGAUUCACUCAAUUUCCUUCGUAUUUGAGAAUUGAUUUGAAGUUUAUUUAUAAACUUAAUUAUUAAUAAUAACUACAUUUCCUAAUUAAUACUGAUCACAUUUCCUCACAACUAUUAAAGGCGCUUUGAUAUUGCCGCGAGAGGUCAGUGGGUUAUAUGCUCCUUAAUCUUCAGGAGAUGUGAUGCUCUAGAUUCGAAUUUGGCAUGGACACAUGUUUCGUAUUAGGGACCAGCAAUGUGACGGAACACCUAAUGGUGAUAUCGAACGUAGAAUUCGAAACAUGUAUAUUCGAUAAACUAUAAUUGGCUUAAAUUUAAUUGAUCACAAUAACGUGCACAGCUUCAUUCAUAUUGUGUAUAUACAAUUAAAAUAUGUGGGCCCUUACAUGUGUGUAGAAAGCAGUACUGGUCAUUAAGUGGGACUAAGCUAAUAAGAACUUUUAGCUAAUAACACUUCAAUAAAUAUUUCUUGCCGUUAACCCUAGUGGAAGAAAUAGCGGUAACUCAUCGAUCGUUGACCCCAAUUUUCAUGAUCCGUAAGUUCUGGUUACGUAAAUGACGUCUACUAUUUGCCGAUCCCAAGCGGUGAACGAACGAGGAGUACGGCAACUUACUUUAAGAUUAUAUCAUUCACUAUUACUAGUGAUGCAACGGAUGCAAGUUAUAAAUUGUGAUAACUUGUUUUUUUUUUCUGUUCUAUGCAUAUUUCUCGGUAUUAUGUGCGCGAUCUACGCGCUUAGAGAUAGUGCUAAAAGGAAUACAUUUAACAGAAAAAUAUGCUUGACACUCAUGACUCAAAUCGCACACUAUAAUCGGCUCCAAAGUUUCACCGCGAAAAUUCGAACAUUAAAUUAAUCAUGUGUGGAAAAAAUCUGCUGAAAAUCUAGGCCAAUCAUUCAUUACAAUUAAAUAAAGUUUUUUUUUAUGUCACACAAUGUAUGCAUAUAUGCAUUAUAUCACAUAACACGGCCUUUUCCGAAGUUAAAUUUUGACCCCUCUAGCUGGAAAGCAAGUGUAAAACCUUAACGAAGCGUAUAUUUAUUAAUCGUGUCCAUUAUCCCAGAAGUGACGAUGGUUUAUCUACGGUUACGACUGCAGCUGCAAUGUAAUUCUCUAGCUCACUGAAAGUAACAGAUAAUAAACACCGUAUCUUUUUUAAUAGAACAAUCAUCAAGGCAUUAUGGUGUGACCAGGAAUAUUUUAUUCUAUCAACCAUACGUUCAUACUAAAUAUCAACCUCCUCAAGCUUAAAUCAUAAGACCGAAAAACACGGGAAAACCUCCGACGGAAUACAUCGUAUAUUUUCUGGCCUAGUGAUGUUGUAUUAUGGCAGUGUCACCUUGUCGCGGUGCCUCAAUAGGCGGGCACUUGUCCAGUAUCUUUCAACGAUCUAUUGGCGUGAUAUCUUUACGAUAGAAGCACUGCUGUAAUCAUGAGAGAUUGUGAUGCUUCCUUGAUCUUCUAACAUGGAGUCAGUAGACGACAGUAAUGUGGUCCCUUAUACUCAAGCAUCCGAGGCUGAACUACAGUUAUAUUCACUUCAUGAAAGCUAUUGGGAACUGACACUCAAACAUGCACGCGCUCUAAACCUUAUUGAUGAGCUUCGUGGUUACCAUAUUUACGGAGAACCCAUUCCACAGAGUCUGCAAAAUAAAAUUGGUCCUCCGGAAGAGUUGUGGCCCAAAAGCCAGCCUGUCGAACUCAACGAAAAGUUUAAACAAUUGCUUUGUAAAGAAGCCACUACAAAACAAUCAAAGCUUAGUAUACGUUCUUUGGGAAGUAGUCUCGAUGAUUUGCAUUUAGCGUCGAGCAGCCACCAAACCAGCCCUACAAUUGCAUUCCCGGAUGCCCCUCUACGUGGACUGAAUUCUGCCGGCCGCCGACUCACACAGACUCGAGAUGCACUUCGCCUCGAUGAUGAAUGGCUGGACAGUGGCUUCUUUAGCAACAACAAAAAGUCAAAAUGUUCAACCCCCAAAUCACCAAGCACAUCCAAGAGUUUAAACUCUCCAUCUCGUUUAAGUGAAUCACCAGCGCUGAAGUUUCCGGAAAGCAUCGAAGUUGGCAAGCCCAUGCAAAAAGUUGACGCGAUACCAGUCCGUUAUGGAGAGCCUCCUCUUGCUCAAAGAGUAGACUUGGAAGUUCAGCAAAAGCCAUCUACUUCUGCAAGAUUCCGGUCCCGUAUCCCGAGAUUGCAAAAGCUUUACUUAAUGGGUACAUUAGAGGAUUGCUCCAGUGAGUUCCUCAAACAUCCUCGAACAAAUUACGAAGACUGCUUAAUUAGGCAGGAAAAUGGUGGGAAUUGCGCACCGUUUUCUUCUGGUCUUCCCACGCCGACAGAUAGUGGAUACCCGCCAUCCAACUGCACUGUGAUACCUGCAAUCGAAGAGCUACAUGGAGUGGAUGGCCGCGAUCUAUUUUGGGACAAGCUGGAAUACGAUGGUCUACGAAGAGCUACUUCAACGCCAGCUCUCAAACAAUCUCCACGACAUAACGUUAAAGCUUCGCGAAGAUCUAGCGCGUCGCGCCGUAAACUGGCUCGCGCUCUGGAAAUUGCUAGCCGAAUUGCGGAGCAACUUGAAGCUAAUACCGGAAAUCUACUAAGAACAGUAGAGGAGUACCGACGACGAAUUCAAGCUACAUCGGGAAAAUGAGCUAUAGUCAGCCAUCUGGAAAAGCAACCGCACAAUUAUAGCUUUACGGCAGUACGAGUAUGACUGGCGCUGGAUACACAAAUCUUCUACAUCAAUAAGUAAAGCUAACGCUGAAGCUAGUAAACAAAAAAUCAAAUAGAUGAAUAUCUAACGGACUACAUAGGAGGAUAGUGUUUCGAGAGGACAAAGUAUAUACAUAUAUAUAGAUAGAAUAUCAGACCUUGUGACCUAGUUAUAUAUAUAUAUAUAUGUCACAGGAUCUAAUAUUAGAUUCAGGUAGGAUCUCACACAAUGUUUAAUACUGUCAGCCGCAUUCCUGUUUAUUGAAGGCAACUUAGUCGAGGAGUUUUCGAUAAGGUUGUGAUCUGACGGAGCUGCAAUGUAUUUCUGAUUAUUACGCACCCAUUCUUCAAACGGUGCAUGCUUAAACCUAAUCUUAAAAUGUCGCAUGAUCGACUAAGUGCUCACGCAUACGAUAAUAUUAUACAUUGGUUGUCGGUAUUUGCCAAAUUUCGUAUACCCAAAGGCCCUCUGAUACUUGAAAAUCUUUCACCUUCAACAAUCAUAGCUAAACAUUGUGUCGUAGACGGUAGUGCUUUGACACGGAAUUGAAAAUAUCCUAAUAAAGAUUUUACACAUAACAGACUCCUCCGAACAUAAUAACAAACACUUUUUAUAGUAAGUGGUAAAAUUAGACGUAUGGCAUAGAUAUUCAGUUGUUCUCGCUCUUUCGUUACUUUUUCUUUUUUUUUUUAUUUUACAAUCAGUAGUUAUCGACCAGUCCGUAACAGCCUAAAUUAACAUGUUUAGUAUUCUAAAGCUACGGACUAUAAUGCCUUAGUCGUUAUAUGCCUAACUUGUCGUCCAAUACAGCCUAUUAAAAAUCUGAAGCAAUUUUUCAUUUCGAAAAAUGAUGAACAUAUCAAUUAUUAGUAUGUGAUAAGGGUGUGAUAUAGCGAUUUUCAAAAUAAGUUCUUCAAACUGAGCCUAUGUUCGAAAAACACUUAACUUACAGCGCCGUGUUAAUAUGACCCAUUAAUGUAAUCAACUUUAUGCUCAAUGUUGCCUAAUAUAUUUUUUGUACACAUGUUGUAGUAGGAUCAAACGAAUGAAUCACAAACAUAGUGAAUAAGUAAAUGUCAAUAAAAAUGGCAAUGUAAAGAGGAACCAUUUUAGAGUAUUCAUUGUCUCUCUCUCUCUCUCUCUCUCUCUCUCGCCCGCUACUUCGCUUCAUCAAGCUGAACAGCAUUUUUGUAAGUUUGCCCAAAUGUUUGCUUUUUGCCCUUUACUACUAUAUAUAUAUACUCAUUAACCAAUCAAAUAAGACCACCU
Messenger RNA from Varroa destructor (honeybee mite), 5153 nucleotides. RefSeq lists its product as uncharacterized. The record is from RefSeq and is a predicted model, not a curated record. NCBI's taxonomy places the organism in Eukaryota, Metazoa, Arthropoda, Arachnida, Mesostigmata, Varroidae.